Molecule: messenger RNA, 1810 nt
Organism: Coffea arabica (coffee)
Lineage: Eukaryota; Viridiplantae; Streptophyta; Magnoliopsida; Gentianales; Rubiaceae
Cellular component (GO): chloroplast envelope
Source: RefSeq, a predicted model, not a curated record
GGUGGGGUGGUUGCCCCCGCUUCUUUCCCUGCCAAGUCUGGGGUUAAAGGAAGUCCCGUUUGAUCCCACAAUCAACAAUACGAAGAAACCCCCCCACCCUACAAAUAAGAUUGGUGUGCCCACACACUAGUAAAACUAGAAAUGAGUAUCUGUGGAGUGUAUCGUCAGCAGUUAGUGUUGUUUGGGAGCUGCUGCUGCCCUCCUCAACAACUGCCAAAGCUUCUUCCAAACCGCAAAACCCCACAUGGGUUGCCACUGCAAACUUGUGGGAAAUCUCAACUGGCUCUGAUACAUGAUGCUUCCUCCAAAUUUGUCCCUAGAGCUACUGCCUCUGCUGCUUCUUCUUCUUCUUCCCCUACAGAAUAUUCUGAGCAACUCUUGGGAGGUGUCAAACCCAAGCCAAAAAAGCAGAGAAUAGCAGGCAUAGAUCAGGAUGAUUUACAAGAUCCCAAACUUUUGGCUGAUCCUGAGAGUUGCUUUUGUGAGUUUAAAGGGGUACAGAUACACUACAAAAUAUUUGAUGCUGAAUCAUUGGCUCCAAACUUGUCAGAAGAGGCUGCUACUACUCAAGUUUCUGAUACCACUGAAAGGGCUGGUUUUCCCAUGAUUCUGUUGCAUGGUUUUGGAGCUUCUGUAUUCUCAUGGAAUCGAGUCAUGAAGCCUUUGGCACAGGUCACUGGUUCAAAAGUUCUUGCCUUUGAUAGACCGGCCUUUGGGUUGACAUCAUGGGUCGAUCCAACCAAUCAUUCACCUGCUGGCAGUGCAGAUGCGAGACCUCUAAAUCCAUACUCGACUAUGUUCUCUGUAAUGGCAUCCCUGUACUUUAUUGACUUCUUAGCAUCUGAAAAAGCAAUUCUGGUAGGGCACUCAGCUGGUUCCCUUGUAGCAGUUGAUACAUAUUUUGAGGCACCUGAGCGAGUUGCUGCAAUGGUUCUUGUUGCUCCAGCAAUUUUAGCACCUCUUUUGAAACAGGAUUUUUCCAAAGAUAAUCAGAGAGGUAAAAACAACAAGAAACAAGAGGAGCACUCAAAUUCAGAUGGUCACUGGAAUCCAAUUCUCAGGAUUUUCAGCAUGUUGUCAAAGUUAACUAAACAUAUUGCUCAGGCAAUUAUGAAUAUGUUGAAAGGGAUGGGAGAUAUGAUAAAUUAUGUGUACAAGAAGGCUUUAUCUGCACUCCUCCGCUCAGCCAUUGGUGUAAUGCUGGUAAGAAUGAUAAUUGACAAAUUUGGCAUAGCUGUUUUUCGAAAUUCGUGGUAUGAUUCAAAUCAAGUUACUGAUUAUGUCCUACAAGGUUACACAAAGCCACUGAGGGUGAAAGGUUGGGACAAGGCCCUUGUGGAAUAUACGGUAGCAAUGCUUUCAGAUUCUUCUUCUCAAUCAAAGCCACAGCUUUCCAAAAGAUUGGGCGAAAUCUCAUGUCCAGUCCUAAUUGUCACUGGUGAUAGCGAUCGACUUGUUCCCCCUUGGAACUCUAAAAGGCUUUCACAAGUCAUUCCAGGAUCUCAUCUUGAGGUGAUCAAGAAUUGCGGCCACUUACCUCAUGAAGAAAAGACUGAAGAGUUUGUAUCUAUUGUUGAGAAAUUUCUGCAGAGAACUUUUGGUGCUUCGCAGGAGCAGCGUUUGCAAGUAGUGACUUAACCCUGGAUCUUCUUAAACCAAUUGACAAUUGUGGAGAGGAUUGAACCCUCAUAAAAAAAUGUGGAGAGAUAAUUAAACUCCAGAAAGAAUUUCUCCCCAUUGAUUGUCAAAGUAAAAAGAUGGAUAAACAUCAUUUAAUAUUUCUUUUUGCCCGUUUUGUAUCUCUUCAUAG